UUGUUGUGCUAAAUUACAACUCGUUUUUAUAGGUUUUUUGUUUUAGUUACUUUUUUUUAUUUAAGUUUUUUUUUUAUUUGUUGUCUUUUGGCAUCUGAACUUUUUUUGUUUGCUGUAAUAAAACGGAAUAAACAACAACUACAACAACAACUAACAACAACAAAGAACUAAAAAUCUACAACAACAUCAACUAAAUAUCAACUUCCGUUUAUUUUUAAACAUCAAUCAACAUGCGACUGGAUACAAAUUCAAAUGAAGAUUUCAAAGCGUUAGGUUCAGCGUUUUGCAAAAUUAAACCUGAAAAUUUAUCCACCUGGGGUGGUUCUGCCAAACAAGAUACAAGACUGCCAAUAACUGAUUAUUCAACUUUAGGAGGUCCCCGUCACAAUUGCAGUCCCUUUCCCAUAUCCCGUGAUGUUAACAAUCGCUUUAUAUUAUGGGAUGGCGACAUAACCACAUUGGAAGUAGAUGCCAUCACCAAUACAACCGAUGAGACUUUAACUGAAAGCAAUAUUAUAUCGGAUCGUAUUUUAAAUGUAGCUGGUAAUCAAUUAAAAGAUGAUUUAACACAUAAUAUAAGAGAAUGCCGCACUGGUGAAGUACGCGUUACCAAGGGCUACAAUUUACCCGCUAGUUAUGUUUUACAUACAGUGGGUCCUGCAUAUAAAGAGAAAUUUAAAACUGCAGCCGAAAACACUUUACAUUGUUGUUAUAGAAACGUUUUAUGUAAAGCCAAAGAACUGAAUUUAAAAACUAUAUCUGUGUGCAAUAUUAGUACCAAUCAAAAGUCAUUUCCAGCUGACUUAGCCGCUCAUAUUGCAUUAAGAACCGUACGCCGUUAUUUGGAUAAAUUUACAUCGCAAAUCGUGAUAUUUUGUGUUAGUCCCCAUGAACGGGGCAUUUAUGAGGUAUUGGCACCUCUCUAUUUUCCACGUGAUAAUCUAGAAGAACGUAGUGCUUUAUGGCAAUUGCCUAAAGAUAUUGGCGGUGAAUAUGGUGAACCACAGCAUCCCGAUCGUCAAAUACGCAUCAUACGCAAUCCACAGCAUAGUGUUUUAAUGCGUCAUCAUGCUGACGACGACUCUGACAACUGUCCGCACGAUUUUGAAGGUGGUGGUUCGGAUCUUGAAUACGGUGUAUCCGAUUUAAACGGUUUGAAUCUUAACUCAUACAGUGGUGGCAUGCAAUCGCAAAUUCAGGCCGAUUUGGAUCGUCAGCAUUUAUUGGGCAACCGACCCAGUAAUGGUGUCUAUGAAAGUGUUGUGGCCGAUGGCAUUGAAGGCCUAGAACAUCAAGAAAGAUACGAACGCCUGUUGCAUCGUGCUCAAAUUGAGGAUUUGAACGAGGUUUCGGGCAUUGGUUGUCUUUAUCAGAGUGGUGUCGAUCGUUUGGGUAGACCCGUUAUUGUAUUUUGUGGUAAAUGGUUUCCAGCCCAUAAUCUUGAUUUGGAAAAAGCCUUAUUAUAUUUAAUAAAAUUAUUGGAUCCCAUCGUAAAAGGAGACUAUGUCAUUGCUUACUUCCAUACUUUAACCAGUACCAAUAAUUAUCCAUCAUUACAUUGGUUACGUGAAGUAUACAGUGUAUUGCCUUACAAAUACAAGAAGAAUCUAAAAGCCUUUUAUAUUGUACAUCCAACAUUCUGGACUAAGAUGAUGACCUGGUGGUUUACCACUUUCAUGGCACCGGCCAUCAAAGCCAAAGUACACUCAUUGCCUGGUGUGGAGCAUUUAUAUUCAGCAAUAUCAAAAGAUCAAUUAGAAAUUCCUGCAUAUAUCACCGAGUACGAUAUGGCAACAAAUGGACUACAUUAUUUUACACCACAACCACAAUUGACACCAUCAUAGACUACAAUCAUAAGACCAGAGGCUGUAUAAAAAUAUUAGGCCAGACUCUUAAGUCGAACGUCAAUCAUUCAUUCAGUCAGUCAGUCAGUCUAGAAAGUAGAGAGUAGAAUUUAACAAAAACAAAAAAUACAUACUAAUAAUAAUAAAUAAUAUGAAAUAAAAGAACAAAUAAACAAACAAAGUAAUAGCCCAUCAAUAUUUAAACAUUAGAAAUUUAAAGAAAAAUAAGAGAAAAAAAAGUACUUACGAGAAUUAAUGAAAUGAAAACCUAAUUAUGUACCUUUUUAAAAAAUAAAAUAAAAAACUCCACAUUAUAUUGUUAAAAAUAAUUAUAAUAAUAAAUAAAUCAUAUAUUGUAUUUAAAAAUGAAAAUGCUAAUAUUUAGAAAUGUAGUUAUUAUUAUAAAAAAAAAGAAAUAAAAUUGUUGUAGACAUAGAGAAGCCCUAUAGAGAAGAAACUCUGCUAUCAAAAACCUAGUAAAUCAAACUAUAGGAAAAUAAAAACAACAGUUUUGCGUUUAAGUUGUUUAGGAGUUUCCGCUCUAUAUAAAUUUCUCUAUGAUUGUAGACCUUAAUAAUAUAGAAAAAGCGUAUAAAAUUGUUUUAAAAGUUUACUAGCUAUUUUAAACAUAAUUAUCCUUUUAAAUUUAACAAAUUAGAGGGAUUAUAGAAAAAUAGCUAAUAAACUGUAGAACAUAUUGUUGAAAAAUUAAAACCAAACUUACAUACUUACAUUUACAUAUAUAUUUUACAAAAAUUACACAUUUUCUUAUUUGGUGACAGCAAAAAAAAAUAAAAGAAAUCUUAAAAAAACAUUUAUUUAAACUCAUUUCUAACUUAAAAAAUACACUAAAAAUGCCAUCUAAGUAAAUUUAAAAAAAAUCCCAUAAAACAAAAUCUGUUUUAGUACCAAUUUAGAAAAAACAUUAAAAGAAAGAAAAUUUAAUAUGAAAAAGAAAUUUGUUGUUAUUGCAUAAUUAAGAGAAAAAAAAUUAUAAUUAAAUUAUAAAUAAAAAUUGUUAACUUAUAAAAAAAAGUAUUUUAUUCCAAAUGAUAAGAAAAAUCCUAAUAUUAUUUCCGCCAUUAAAUUAAAACUUUCUAUCUAUUGUAAAUUUAAAAACCAUUAAACAAAUAUUAUUCAUAAUUUAUAUACAUAUUUAACAAAAAAAUAAAAACAAAAAAACAAAACCAUUUAAAACUAACUAAAUCUUUAUACUCUUAAUAAAUAUAUAUUUGAAGAAAAACAAAAUGUUAAAUAAAAAAAUCCUCUAUUAAAAAAAACAAUAAAAAAUUAAUAAAAAACCUAUUUAAAAAAA
This is a messenger RNA of Calliphora vicina (urban bluebottle blowfly), 3159 nucleotides long. RefSeq names its product ganglioside induced differentiation associated protein 2 (gene Gdap2). Bases 231 to 1844 code for a protein of 537 amino acids. The transcript has 14 exons. Lineage: Eukaryota; Metazoa; Arthropoda; Insecta; Diptera; Calliphoridae. The record is from RefSeq and is a predicted model, not a curated record.